AAUGUGGUUAUAAAACUAGUAAAAUAAAAAAAGUUGUAUAAAAGAAAAAAGAAGGAAGAGAGACACGGAGCCUUAAAAGGGGCAGAGGAAGGUAAGUAAUAAUCCUUGUCAGAUGCUAUUAUUACUGCCUCUGCCACCCACCCCUUCACCUCUUUCCCUCUCUACUACUUCUUCUUCUACUACUAUACUCUUUUUACUAAUCUCUCUCUCUCUCUCUCCUUUGCAUUGUUUUUCUCACUUACUCACUCACUCGCCGCUUCUUCUUCUUCUUUCUUCUUCUUGACACUUUUUUGUUCACUUUUCUCUUAAGUUACAAUACUGCAUGUUUCUAUCUCAAGACUCUCAAACAAACCACUUCUCUCUCGAAAUGUCUGCUCCUUCUGGCGGUGGUGGAGGAGGAGGAGCUGGCCAUGGUGGUGCUGGUGGUGAAGUGGGUUCGUCUCCUUUUGCUCCUUCGUCACUACCGCCGCCUCGUCCUAAGUCUCCGCCGGAGUAUCCAGAUUUGUACGGGAAACGCAGAGAGGCGGCGAGAGUUCAGAUGCUCGAGAGAGAGAUUGGUUUUCUCGAGGGGGAAAUUAAAUUCGUAGAAGGAGUACAACCAGCUUCUAGAUGCUGCAAAGAGGUCUCUGAUUUUGUAGUUGCAAAUUCUGACCCAAUGAUCCCUGCACAACGAAAAAGUCGAAGAUCCUGCCGCUUCUGGAAGUGGCUCUGUGGCCCGUGUUUGAGACUGGUGAGUUUCUGCUGUUGCUGCCAAUCCAAGUGUUCGUGCCAUCUGAAGAAGCCCAAGUGCUGUAGCUGUACAUCUUGCAGCUGCAUUGGGUCCAAAUGCUGCGACGGAUCAUGCUGCUCAAGCAUUUGUUGUUGCCCAAGACCGAGCUGCCCAAGUUGUCCGAGCUGUUCAUGCUUCCGAGGUUGCUGUUGUUCUUGCCCGGACUUGUCUUGCUGCAUUCCCAAAUGUUUCCGCAGUUGCAGUUGCGCUCGACCGUCGUGUCUGAGUAAAAAGAACAGUUCAUGCUGCAGCUGCAACUGCAACUGCAAGAUCAGAUGGUCAUCUUGUUUUAGAUGUCCCAAGGUACGACUUUGUUCUUGUUGUUUUUGCAAUUGUAAAAAUCUAUGUUCUAAUCCCUGUUGUUUAGCUUUCUAAACAUUAUUAUUAUUAUUAUAGCUAUUUUCUCUUCCUUUUUUAUUUUUUUUUUCUUUUUGUUGGCAUCAUUAUAGUUAUUUUCUCUAUAAGUCAUAUUUUUUGGUUCAUUUC
Camelina sativa (false flax) is the source of this 1255-nucleotide messenger RNA. Its product is annotated as guanine nucleotide-binding protein subunit gamma 3-like. Lineage: Eukaryota; Viridiplantae; Streptophyta; Magnoliopsida; Brassicales; Brassicaceae. The record is from RefSeq and is a predicted model, not a curated record.